Ambispora leptoticha is the source of this 324-nucleotide messenger RNA. NCBI's taxonomy places the organism in Eukaryota, Fungi, Glomeromycota, Glomeromycetes, Archaeosporales, Ambisporaceae. The record is from the annotation of a GenBank genome assembly.
AUGACUAUUGAUUUUUUACAAGAGAUUGCUAAUCAUAAGUCAGUUGGCGAUAUUAAUAUUGUCCAAUGUCAUGGUAUUUCCCAAGACCCUUCCACUAAGAAUUAUCUAAUAGUCAUGGACUACAUUGAGGGUGGCGAUUUAAGGCAAUAUUUAAUUCUAGUUGCCGGACUAGGAACUGGUAUUUAUUUCUUUACCAAAAGUUCAGAAAAUAAAAAUCCUGAUAGUCCUAAUACUCAAUAUCUUCCUAAUGAAGAAGAAUUUCAAGCCAAAGUUGACCAAUUAAAAAGUGAAAAAGGAAUAGAUGAUCAACAAGCUCAAAUAGAA